This is a messenger RNA of Carica papaya (papaya), 997 nucleotides long. Lineage: Eukaryota; Viridiplantae; Streptophyta; Magnoliopsida; Brassicales; Caricaceae. The record is from RefSeq and is a predicted model, not a curated record.
CAUCAGUUGAAACUUGCUGCGGCCAAAGAAAAUUUGGGACGAGAAAUCUGCGUCUUUGAAACUUCAAGACUUUCUCAAUCGUCAAAUGAAGUGUCCAACCUUGACGAAUCAGAUGACUUCUAUGAGUUCACUGCUGAAGAUUAUCACCGACUUUUGGCAACCAAAAAGGAAGAUAAAUUCUUAAAGACAAGAAAAAUUAGAGAAGCAGAAGAAGCAGCUCGCCGUGCAAGAAUAACGAAGGCUGUAGUUAGAGUUCGGUUUCCUGAUAAUCAUACUCUAGAAGUGACAUUUCAUCCGUCAGAAACAAUGCAAUGUUUAGUCGACCUUCUCAUGAAAGUAGUUGCUCGACCUGAUCUACCAUUCUAUUUAUAUACUGCUCCGCCUAAGAAGCAGCUAAAAGACAUGUCCCAGGAUUUCUACUCUGCAGGUUUCAUUCCUGGUGCAAUUGUGUAUUUUUCAUACGAUCUGCCAAAAGGUGACAAUUCUCCAUCCUCAAAUGAAAUUCCCUUCCUAACAGAAGAGAUUAUGGCAUUGAACGGUUUGGAAAUCAUGGUGGAGCAGGAAGAACCUGUUCAGACAGAACAGGAACCUGCAGUUCCCAGUCCCAGCCCUUCCCCUGCUACGACUCAGGAGAGCAAGGCUGCCGGAAAGAAACCUGCAAAGCCAAAAUGGUUCAAAAUGUAAUCCGGAUCAGUCAGAACAUGUGCUUCUCAUUCUCCUGCUUAGACCAUUUCCUUUUCUUUUUCCUUUGCAAUUGAAAUGCUUGGUGGUACGUUCAUGCUGCUAACCUCUGAAGCCGAGCUUCGAUGUGCCAACCUGCAGCAGCAAUAUGCAUUCUUUCAACAUGAUGGGAAGCUGUAAUGAGGUUUUAAGCCAGUCAAUGGAGCUUUUUCAUAUAGAAGCGCUUUUUUUAAGACUGUAAAAUGUUUACUCUGUUAAAUUGGUGAUGUAACUCAAAUAUCUAUAUUAUGUUUAGAAGACAGAUUUCUUUUCUUCA